This is a messenger RNA of Ustilaginoidea virens, 471 nucleotides long. RefSeq lists its product as uncharacterized. Gene Ontology annotation, biological process: translation. Gene Ontology annotation, cellular component: ribosome; cytosolic large ribosomal subunit. The record is from RefSeq and is a predicted model, not a curated record. The transcript has 5 exons. NCBI's taxonomy places the organism in Eukaryota, Fungi, Ascomycota, Sordariomycetes, Hypocreales, Clavicipitaceae. Gene Ontology annotation, molecular function: structural constituent of ribosome. Bases 1 to 471 code for a protein of 156 amino acids.
AUGGCUAGCCCUGCUCUUCCCAACCUGUCUUCGGACCUCCUUUGGGAGAUAGUCCGCAACAACAACUGUUUUCUUUCCAAAAGCAGCCGAAAUGGCGGCGCUCAGUUCUCCCACGAUCCCCUGAAUCUUGUCAACAAGAACAGCCGAAAACAUGCCGGUUUUGUCAACGACAAGGCUGUCGGUAUCAUUCCAAAUGAGAAGGGCGGGGUAACCGUCAUUAGCAAGAAGACUUCCGAAUCUACCAAGCCCGCCAAGGCUUUCAUCAAGAUCACGCACGGGGGCAACAAGACCAGCCGCAAGACCUACAAGGCCGUUGCCAACCUCACUGCCAAGUCAGGCUACCGCAGCGACCUGCGUUCCGCCGCCGUAGAGCGCGUUUCUGCCAUCCGACGAUCCCAACGACCUGCCAAGGCCGAUCCUGAGCCCAAGCUCCGAGGAAACAAGGCAAAGAAAGCCGAGGAGUCUUCCUAA